AUGAUCAAGCGGACUCAUAGUAGGAACCAGAAAACCAAAGGAGUCAGGGUGAAGCAUUUUCUGCAGAUUUGUCUACUGCUUGGGGUCUGCUUUUGGUUAAUCUAUCAGGUCAAGCAUUCCCAUGAUAAGAAGGCGGCAUUAGCUGAGAAAAAUGCAAAAUCCUCAAUCAAAAAUUUGAGUGAUGGUGAGCUUCUGAAACUUGGGAGGAAAGACCUUCCUCACCAGGAAGUCAUUAAAAAUGAGAAACAACAGGAAGAGGAGGAAGAAGAAACAGCUGGAGAGGAAGAAGAGAAACAUUUAGUAGAAGUGCGAGAAGAAGAGGAUCAGAAACAUGAAGUAGACGAGCGAGAAGAAGAGGAUCAGAAACAUGAAGUAGGAGAGCGAGAAGAAGAGGAUCAGAAACAUGAAGUAGACGAGAGAGAAGAAGAGGAUCAGAAACAUGAAGUAGACGAGCGAGAAGAAGAGGAUCCGAAGCAUGAGGCAGAAGAGCAAGAGGAGGAAGAAGCCAAGAACGAAGAUAUAGAGGAUGAGGGAAGAGGAGCUGGAGAUGAUGAGAUAGAUGAAAAUGAGCAAGAGAAAAAAGAAGGGGAAGCAGAUCACGAUGAGGACAUUGUAGAUGAAGAGAAAGAAAGAGAAGAUGAGGGGAAUGAGAAGGAUGGUGAUAAGAAUGAAAGUGAAGAGAGAGAGCAUCAAGCAGAAAAUGAGAAUUCAUUGGAUGAUCAGGAUAAUGAUACCCAUGACAACAAUGCUCAUGAAGCACGAGAGGAAAAUUACAAAGGGGAUGAUGCUUCUAGUGCAGUGACCCAUGAUACCCAAGUAAGUGCCGAAAACUCAAAUGAGAACUCAGAAGCUAGUGCUCUAGAAAAGGAUAUAAAAUCUAAUGACAAUUCACGAAUGGUUGAUGGUGUAAUGGCUGAAAAUGGUACUUCUUUAAAUGUAACUGCAAGUGAAGAGAAAGUUAAUGAUGCUAUGUCCAAUCCUGUGGAUAGCUCACUUUUGAAUGCAACGGUGAAAACACAGUCUAAUGCUCUACCAGAAGCACGCAAUAACUCAACAGAAAUCAAUGGGGCAACUGAUUCGUACCAGCAGAACGUAACAGAAACUGUAUCUGAGUCAGUUCACUCUCAAAAUGAAACGUUGGAUGGGACGACUACUGGAGAGGGCAUGACCAUACAAACCUUGGUUGUGGAACAGGCUAAUAACACAGCUUCUCAGAACAACCAAUCUGACUCAAAUUCAACAAUUUCUACUAAAAUUGAGAGCACAGAUGGGGUAUUGGGAGAAUCAUCUAACUCCUCUAAAAAGGUAGAGACCGAUGUGUCAGAAAAUAUCUUAAGAUCUGAUGGAACAGCUGAAACAGAGAAUGGUUCUAGUUCUCCAACAAUCAAGGAGAUCACAGAUGCCUCUCAUAAUGAAGAGUCUAAUGGUACCAGUGAAUCUGGCAGGACAGAUGAAGGUUCAGACCCCACAAAUGUGACGGAGGAUGUUGUUCAGCAUGAUCCAAUUGAUUCUUCUGAUUCCCAUAUUGCCGAAGCCGAGAAAGAGGCUCGCACAGAUCUGGAUACAUUGCCAGAGAUAAAAACAGAGGGGGAUGAGAAUGGAGAGGCUGCAGCAGAAUGA
Messenger RNA from Prunus armeniaca (apricot), 1620 nucleotides. Lineage: Eukaryota; Viridiplantae; Streptophyta; Magnoliopsida; Rosales; Rosaceae. The record is from the annotation of a GenBank genome assembly.